AAAGAAGAGGGAGACGCGUUCAGAGUGAAAGAGGAGGAGGGGGAGAUGACUGUCGCAGUGAAAGAAGAGGAAGACAUUUUUGGAAUAAAGGAAGAGGGGGAGAUUACUGUCACAUUGGAAGAAGAAGAAGAGACUGGAGAUCUGAUUAACAACAGAGAGAGACCAGACUCUCCCUCUGAGAGCGGGAAGAGUCCUUCAGGGGAACCAGACCCAGAGACGCCCAAUCCAGCGAUGCGACACCACUGCUCCCAGUGUAAUAUGGGUUUUAAGUGGUUAUGGAAGCUAAAAGAGCAUGAAAGGAAACACACAGGAGAAAAGCCCUUCCAAUGCUCCCAGUGUGGAAAGAGAUUCUCACGAUCACAUGACCUAAAAUCACAUGAGAGGACACACACAGGGGAAAAACCACACAGUUGCUCCCAGUGUGGAAAGCUUUUUUCCCAUUUAGGGAACCUGAACAAACAUAAGAGAAUACACUCUGGAGAGAAGCCUUACUCCUGUUCCCAUUGUGGAAAGAAUUUUAGGUUGUCAGAUAACCUGAAGUCGCAUGAGAGGACACACACAGGGGAGAAACCUUACCAUUGCUCCCUGUGUGGAAAGGAUUUACCAAGUUAG
Messenger RNA from Coregonus clupeaformis (lake whitefish), 612 nucleotides. Its product is annotated as oocyte zinc finger protein XlCOF19-like. Gene Ontology annotation, molecular function: DNA-binding transcription factor activity, RNA polymerase II-specific; RNA polymerase II cis-regulatory region sequence-specific DNA binding. Gene Ontology annotation, biological process: regulation of transcription by RNA polymerase II. The record is from RefSeq and is a predicted model, not a curated record. Gene Ontology annotation, cellular component: nucleus. The transcript is spliced from 2 exons. NCBI's taxonomy places the organism in Eukaryota, Metazoa, Chordata, Actinopteri, Salmoniformes, Salmonidae. Bases 46 to 612 code for a protein of 188 amino acids.